Molecule: messenger RNA, 1660 nt
Organism: Lacerta agilis (Sand lizard)
Lineage: Eukaryota; Metazoa; Chordata; Lepidosauria; Squamata; Lacertidae
Gene: CDS2
Product: CDP-diacylglycerol synthase 2
Exons: 13
Coding region: 165-1505 (446 amino acids)
Cellular component (GO): endoplasmic reticulum membrane
Molecular function (GO): phosphatidate cytidylyltransferase activity
Source: RefSeq, a predicted model, not a curated record
CUCCCAUUGGCCCGGCCGCCUUGGCCCCGCCUCAAUCCCCGGGCCCGGCCAUCUCGCUGGGCGGCUCGCGCUGCGCUCGCUGCUGCUGUUGCUGCUGCUGCUUCACUGCGCGGUGCAAAGCGGAGCGGAAGGCGAAGGUGGAGGAGCCGCAACGGGAGUGCAAGAUGAGCGAGCUCCGGCAGAGGCUGGGCCGGGAUGCCGACGGGCAGCAGCAGGACUCGGAGGGGAAGGAAUCAGAGUUUGAAAGCAAGCUGGAUGGAGAAACGGCGUCAGACAGCGAGUGCAAAUCGGAGAUCGCCCAAGCAGCGCCGGUGGAUGACACCCCAGAGGUCCUCAACAGGGCUCUCUCCAACCUGUCCUCCAGAUGGAAGAACUGGUGGGUGAGAGGCAUCCUGACUCUAGCAAUGAUCGUCUUUUUCUUCAUCAUCAUCUACCUGGGACCCAUGGUCUUGAUGAUGAUCGUGAUGUGUGUACAGAUCAAGUGCUUCCAGGAGAUCAUCACCAUCGGUUACAACGUUUAUCACUCCUACGAGCUGCCCUGGUUCAGAACCCUGAGUUGGUACUUCCUGCUCUGUGUAAACUACUUCUUCUAUGGGGAGACUGUGACGGAUUAUUUCUUCACUUUGGUCCAGAGGGAGGAGCCGUUGAGGAUCCUUAGCAAAUAUCACCGCUUCAUUUCCUUUGCCCUCUACUUAACGGGCUUCUGCAUGUUUGUUCUGAGCCUCGUCAAAAAGCAUUAUCGACUCCAAUUCUACAUGUUUGGCUGGACCCAUGUGACUUUGCUAAUAGUUGUCACCCAGUCCCACCUCAUCAUUCACAACCUGUUUGAAGGAAUGAUCUGGUUUAUCGUCCCAAUUUCCUGCGUCAUCUGCAACGACAUCAUGGCUUACAUGUUCGGCUUCUUCUUUGGACGCACUCCGCUGAUAAAGCUCUCCCCAAAGAAGACCUGGGAAGGUUUUAUUGGAGGGUUCUUCGCCACUGUGGUGUUCGGCCUGCUACUGUCAUAUGUGAUGUCUGGAUACAGAUGCUUCGUGUGCCCCGUGGAGUUUAACAACGACAGCAACAGCUUCACUGUGGACUGCGAGCCCCCUGAGCUCUUCCAGCUGCAAGAAUACAACAUCCCCUUGGUGCUUCAGUCUGUCGUCGGCUGGAAAACAGUUCGGAUGUACCCCUUCCAGAUCCACAGCAUUGCACUCUCGACUUUCGCCUCCCUCAUCGGACCCUUCGGAGGGUUUUUUGCCAGCGGAUUUAAAAGAGCUUUCAAGAUCAAGGACUUCGCCAAUACCAUCCCAGGGCACGGAGGCAUCAUGGAUCGUUUCGACUGCCAGUACUUGAUGGCCACCUUUGUGAAUGUAUACAUUGCGAGCUUUAUCAGGGGUCCUAAUCCGAGCAAGCUGAUCCAGCAGCUGCUAACUCUGCGACCAGACCAGCAGCUGAACAUCUUCAACACGCUAAAGUCCCACCUGGUGGACAAGGGCAUGCUGGCUGGCUCUGAGGAUGCGUAGGCCCCUGUGCCAUCAGGAUGGGACUGAGCGUGGGCAAGCCCCUCACCCCCCCCCCAGAGGAAACCCUCUCCCAGCUUGCCUGAUUUAGGACAAUAACCAAGCCUCAUGUCUCUCACUUCCUUUUCCAUAUAAAAGGUUUGCAUUUGUGCAUUUUU